This is a messenger RNA of Aspergillus affinis, 846 nucleotides long. RefSeq lists its product as uncharacterized. The coding region runs from base 1 to 846 and encodes 281 amino acids. The record is from RefSeq and is a predicted model, not a curated record. The transcript has a single exon. Lineage: Eukaryota; Fungi; Ascomycota; Eurotiomycetes; Eurotiales; Aspergillaceae.
AUGUUAGGGCUCAGCUUUUUCGCUGGCUGGCUCGGAUCUUUCCUAUUAAACCGAUCUAUAAGGUUGCAGCUUCCCGGAUAUUUCAGUAACCUUAUUCCAACCCUUACCGGUAUCCCCCAAAGAUUCCCUGUAUCGCCAAUCCUAUUCCUCUUAUUUAAUACCCCCCUUAUUCGCGCCCUGUUAAUUGACAGUAUCAAGGCCCUUCGAAUUCAGCUACCCCUUCUGGAGGGAAGCAAGACGGUCCCCUACGGGUGGAUUAACGAUAUUGUUACCCUGGCCAUCUCGGAUAGCUACGCGGUCAACCAGUGUCUUCUAGAGAGGGCCCUAGAUAAGGCCGCGGUAUGGUCAAGGCAGCAUUCGUCCAAAUUUGCCUCCGAUAAAUUCGAACUCAUUCAUUUCAAGAACCCGUUUCGCCCUGACCCUGCGGUAAAACGAUCUGUACCGCAGAAAUAUAUAUAUACUGAGCCGUGGCAGGGAGAGGACCCAGAGGUUGAUAACUGGGAUCCCCCAAUGGAAUCUCCUGGUCACGACCAGCUGCCUAUCAAGGACCACGCAACCGGCUCUAUCAUCAAGCCAAUAGAGUACGCCAAAUAUCUAGGAAUCUGGCUCGAUAGGACCCUUUUGUUUGACACUCACAGGGCCAAGGCCCUUGCCAAGGCGAACAGAACCUUGGAAGCCUUCCGCAGCAUCUCAGGCUCGACCUGGGGGACCUCCCUGCUGAGCAUGCGCCGCAUCUACCUAGCAGUGGUAGUCCCUCAGCUACUCUACGGGGCGGCAGCCUGGUAUAGCCCUACGAGCCGGACAGCUAACUACAAGAAGCUCCAGAAGACAGUUAAUGAAUUUUAG